AUGGCAAUACCAACAAAGUGAGCCAUCGCCCUGCUAACGGUGUCAUGGCGGUUUGACUUGUUGAAGGUUUUUUUUGCAAUAACUUGCAAGUUAAUGUGCUUUUAUUUUGUUUAAUCUUUAAUUUCUGUGCAGAAUAACUUCACAAUAUUAAAAUAGUUAAGAAUGCGUGAAUACAAAAUAGUCGUAUUAGGUAGUGGAGGCGUGGGAAAAUCCGCCCUGACAGUACAAUUUGUACAAGGCAUCUUUGUGGAGAAAUACGACCCCACCAUCGAAGACAGCUAUCGGAAACAAGUGGAAGUUGAUGGACAACAAUGUAUGCUCGAAAUCCUUGACACUGCCGGCACGGAGCAAUUUACAGCAAUGAGAGACUUAUAUAUGAAGAACGGCCAGGGUUUCGUGUUAGUGUAUUCGAUAACCGCACAAUCUACGUUCAACGAUCUCCAGGACUUGCGGGAGCAAAUCCUACGGGUGAAAGAUAAGGACGAUGUUCCUAUGGUGUUGGUCGGCAACAAGUGCGAUUUGGAGGCGGAGCGCGUGGUUGGCAAGCAGCAGGGAGCGAACCUCGCAAACCAUUUCAAUUGCGUCUUCAUGGAGACCUCCGCGAAGGCCAAAAUCAGUGUGAAUGAAGUGUUCUACGAUCUAGUGCGACAAAUCAACAAAAAGUCCCCCAAAGAGGAAAACAAAAAGAGGUCGAAAAAACCCUUAUGUCAACUCCUGUAAGGGCCGCGGCGCUUCCGACCCACUUAGGUAUUAAAUAUUUAAUAAUUUGAAAGACUUCUCGUACCCGGAUUUGGCUAUAGUUGGUUCCAAAAGUUACUAGAUCGGGUGAGCAUGGUUGGGUUUUGAUACCUACCAUAUCUAGAAUGUGCAUUUGUAAAGCUGAUGUAUCGUGAUCCAGUGCUUAAGAGUGAAAUGUGAGCAGACGUUAGAUCCAUACAGAUGGCUCCCUGCGUAAAUGUUACAGUUUGCUCCGUGUAUGAUAUAGUUAUUCGAGUACAUAUUACCAGUCUGUGCAUUUCACUCUAGAAAAUUCCAUGUGUAUUGUAUGAACGCUAAGUUCAGAAGUUUAUGCCAUCUUUGGUCCAAUGUAAUUGUUGUACUCAUUAAGCUGCAUUUUAUUAGGUAACAAAUUUUCUAUUGAAAUGAGAUUGUGGACUCUGAAUGUUUAUCAUGAGGAUGUGAUCCACAUUAAACUUUAAUGUUAAGUUCAGACAGUGUAACAGGAUAAUACAAAUAUAUAUAUGUAGCAGAAUAUAACUAUGACAUUAUUAUAACAAUUAGUCAAUCUUAGUAUUUUUUCUCUUUAGCUGUAAAUUCCAUCAUAGAUGCUCAUUUUGAUUAUUUAGUAAGCUAAACUUUUCAUGACAUGUUUUGUGCCUCUGCUUUGUGUAAUGAAAUAAAUUUUAUUAUUGCAAAUAUUCUCUAUAAUAGCUGUUAUUGUGGAUUGUAAAAAUUACCCAAUGUCUGAACUUGGUGUUAUGCUUAUGUAUAUUAAUGUUUAAAACUUCUGAACUUCAGAUGAAAGGUUAUAGUAGGCUCUAAAGAUGCCUAACUCAUGCCGUUGGGCCUGAAUCUAUGUAAAAUGUUUAUUGAUUAAGAAUACAUUGAAUUUUUCAGAUAUAUUAUUGUCUUGUUAUAUUCUACGAGUGUAUCGAUAGGAAGUUGAUGCAACACCAUUCGGGACUCUAUUGAACAAAUUUUAGUGAGCCUUAGGUGAUUGCACCCCCCAUGUAGUAUGUCCAGUGUCUAUAGACCCCAUAGGCACUCGCCAGACUGUAUUCCUUUAUAAAGUAUAAUAAAAAUCUAAAAAAAAUAUCGUUAUUGUACAUUGGAUAAAUUUUUAUGACUACUGGCUCAUUUAAAUGUAAAUUACUGACAUGUGUUGCUACUACUAAAAACCUUGUUAAAGUAAUAAUUAUAAUAGGUGUUCAAAUAUUGUUAUGGGAUUAGAUGUUUCCUCCCCUC
Messenger RNA from Zerene cesonia (dogface butterfly), 1965 nucleotides. Its product is annotated as ras-related protein Rap1. Gene Ontology annotation, biological process: cellular response to cAMP; Rap protein signal transduction; negative regulation of synaptic vesicle exocytosis. Gene Ontology annotation, cellular component: plasma membrane. NCBI's taxonomy places the organism in Eukaryota, Metazoa, Arthropoda, Insecta, Lepidoptera, Pieridae. Gene Ontology annotation, molecular function: GTP binding; GTPase activity; GDP binding. Bases 163 to 720 code for a protein of 185 amino acids. The transcript has a single exon. The record is from RefSeq and is a predicted model, not a curated record.